UGAAGGAUUCAACAUCUAAUAUAUAUAUAUAUAUAUAUAUAUAUACAUACAUAAAAAUGGGUUCAGAUAAACCCGUGGGUCCUUGCUAGCUCCGACCCUGCAUCCUUAUAUGUAUUGUAUCUCAAUGGAGACUAAAAAAUAUACUAGAUGUGGUUCAUUAUGUAUAGGUGGGAAAAGAAUGGAGUUUUUCUAAGUGUAUAAGGAAACAAACAUGGAGCUUUUAGUCAAAAGUGGAUAACUUGAAGUUUUUAGGGUAAACUGGAUAGUGAUAUAAACUUGGUGGAUAACUUUAGUACCAUUAUUUAUUACUAUUAUGGAAGUACAUACACAAGUUUUUGAGUGUAUAGGAAUUAUAGCUUAACAUAAGCUUUAUUCAACCCUUUUAACUUCUCCCCCGUGAUGGCACAAACUAAUGCAGCAUACCUCAGAUUAACCGAAGGUUCUACCUUAUUUUUGGUGAAGAAGAUGAAAUAAUGAGGAAAGUAAAGACAGAGUAAUGCAUCAGUUACGAAACUUAGGAUUUUACUUUUACAGCUCAUAAUUGAUAGCUUCAAGAAGUGGCUAGUUUGCAUAAGGUAUUGUGACUUUGGUACUUUAGCUAAUGUUCAUAUGGGUUGUAGUCUUUCUUGAUUAUAAGGUUUUUCUUUUACUUUUUCAUUCUUGGCUGCUAUCCUCAAGCAGUGGCGGAACUACCUACCGGGAAAGGGAUUCAAUUGAGUCUCCUUCGUUGGAAAAUUACACUGCACAAAUAGGGAUUUUAUAAAGUGUGGGAUAAAAGUUUAUAGAACAAAUGGUGGUCUUUUGACCAGAAUGAAUCCUCAGGCCUUCAUUAGGCUCUCAAUUGGGUCACUGGGGUUGAGAGUGCCUGCAACAACUUUAAAUGGUGCAAAAUCAUGGAGAAGUGCAUUAUCUUUUCCUUGUGUGUGCGAGAUCCGUCUUCGAGGUUUCCCUGUGCAGACAGCACUGAUUCCAUUGGUAUCUUCUCCUGAAACUUCUCCAGAUACUAACAAUAUCGCCUCUAGUUUUUAUCUUCAAGAAUCUGAUUUGAAAGCAUUACUGGCACCUGGAUGUUUAUUAAAGCAUCAUGCAUGUCUAGAGAUAGUUGUUUUCACAGGACGCAAUGGAACUCACUGCGGUAUUGGUAUUAAAAGGCAGCAGAUUGGGACAUUUAAGUUGGAAGUAAGUCCUGAGUGGGGUAAUGGAAGGCCAGUCAUUCUGUUCAAUGGCUGGAUACACAUUGGCAAGAACAAGUGGGUGAAUGGAAAUCCUGGAGCAGAGCUUCAUUUGAGAGUGAAGCUAGAUCCUGAUCCAAGAUAUAUUUUCCAGUUUGAAAAUAAGACCAAACUAAGUCCUCAAAUUGAUCUGCUUCAAGGAACCAUCAAGCAACCUAUUUUUAGUUGCAAAUUUAGCCAAGACCGAGUAUCUCCGCGAGACCCAUUGAGUAACUUUUGGUCUAGCUCUUUUGAUGGCUCUGAACUCGACAUUCGAAAUAGAGAGAGGAAAGGAUGGAAUGUGAAGAUACAUGAUCUCUCUGGCUCGGCUGUUGCAGCAGCCUUCAUAACAACUCCUUUUGUACCGUCAACAGGUCGUGAUUGGGUGGCCAGAUCCAACCCAGGAGCUUGGUUGAUUGUUCGUUCUGAUGUUUGCAUGCCUGAAAGUUGGCAUCCAUGGGGAAAGCUUGAAGCAUGGCGUGAACGUGGGAUCAGAGACUCCAUUUGCUGUCGCUUUCAUCUACUAACCGAGGGUCAGGAAUGGGGGGAUCUUCUUAUGUCUGAGAUCUUGAUCAGCGCUGAAAAGGGUGGGGAGUUCUACAUAGACACGGACAGACAGGUUCGAGCAGCAUCGAGUCCAUUGCAUAGUCCAAGAGUCAGUGGAGCCUUUGCGGCACUAAGUCCUGCAGCAAGUGGGUUUGUCAUGAGCUGUCGGGUGCAAGGGGAAGGGAAAUGCAGCAAGCCCCUUGUGCAGCUUGCCAUGCGACAUGUGACUUGCGUGGAGGAUGUUGCCAUUUUCAUGGCUCUUGCAGCUGCAGUUGAUCUGAGCAUCGAAACAUGCAGGCCCUUCCGCAGAAAGCUUCGAAGAAGUGCUAGCCAUUCCUGGUGAUAUAUAUGUUGUACUGAUUUCCUCUUGAUGAAGAAAGCCAAGCCACUGUAGCUCUUCCGAUUGUUGUAACAACUUGGUUUGCUGUACAGAUUGAUCUACAUGUACUUGUCUUCCGGAGAAUGUGCUUCAUUUCCAUUUUAACCCUUGACGAGCCCAUACAGUAUAAACUGACUCAUUAUAUUUGUAAUAUACUUUAGGAGGUGGUCUAGUUGUUGCUUAGGAAGCGACUUGUUCGUCGUAUGUAUUAAAACUAACAUGAUUAAUACGAUGUUUCAGAAGUAGCUUUUUAGUUGCUUUGUAUAAA
Molecule: messenger RNA, 2404 nt
Organism: Solanum dulcamara
Lineage: Eukaryota; Viridiplantae; Streptophyta; Magnoliopsida; Solanales; Solanaceae
Exons: 4
Coding region: 811-2100 (429 amino acids)
Source: RefSeq, a predicted model, not a curated record